AUGGCGCAGGUGCAGAUUAUGCAUCGCAGAUGCAGAACUGGGCGACUUAAGUGUGUACCGCAGAUGCGGUUCGUGGACCGCAAAAGCGGCACCGCAGGAGCGGGAUUUCGGGCCGCAGAUGCGAAAUCUGAGAGUGAGAUUCAUCAAUGGGGGAAAAACAGAUCUAGAUCACAACCAUACUCUGUUUCUUCACCCAUCGGACACUACCGGAGCUCCGAUCAUCUCAAUUCAGUUGACUGGUUCAGAGAAUUACUCCACUUGGAGUCGUGCGAUGGAGAUCCAGUUGUUAGGAAAGAACAAGCUAGGUCUAAUCGCGGAACUCUGAAGAAAGAAGAUUUUUCUACUGGACUAGGUCAUCAGUGGGAUAGAUGUAAUGCUAUUGUCCUAGGGUGGAUUAUGAGUUCAGUUUCGAAGGAACUGAUUACUGGAAUCCUGUAUGCAAGGGAUACGAGAAAGGUGUGGGAGGAUCUGAAAGAGCGAUUUGAUAAGGUAAACAUAUCACGAGUUUAUUAG
Messenger RNA from Nicotiana attenuata, 513 nucleotides. RefSeq lists its product as uncharacterized. The transcript has 2 exons. The record is from RefSeq and is a predicted model, not a curated record. Bases 1 to 513 code for a protein of 170 amino acids. NCBI's taxonomy places the organism in Eukaryota, Viridiplantae, Streptophyta, Magnoliopsida, Solanales, Solanaceae.